Molecule: messenger RNA, 444 nt
Organism: Paracoccidioides lutzii Pb01
Exons: 2
Coding region: 1-444 (147 amino acids)
Source: RefSeq, a predicted model, not a curated record
AUGCCCCAUUACACAGGGGGGUCAAGCAAGGGAUUGCAGUUACUGGAGCGUAUCAUGCUCAGUUCCGUUGGGAAUCGGAGACAAUACAUUUCCACGUCUACACAUGCUAGACUCAAAGAGAUGGAUCUGCUAUUCACAGUACUAAUUUUCAUUCGUUCCAUUGGCAAUGGCAAUGGCAAUGGACAACUGCUUUUGCACAUGCUCCACUACGGCCUCUUCCAGGGACCACACCUCUCGCUCAAACGCAACAACCGCACGAACGGAGGGCGAAAGGGAACCUUAGAUACCAACGGAUGUCAGGGGGAUAGCCAAAAAGCGAAUGCGUUGUUUGGUAGCUCAACUUUCAAGAAUGGAACAUAUGAAAGCGUCCACUGGUAUUGGAGAAGAACGAGCACUUGUUUGCAAUCUACGGAGAUCAGUAUGGCUGCAUCCAACCGCGCGUGA